GCCAAAGGUUGAAGUAUUAAACACAUUAAGUUGUUAGUUUUUGGGAGUUAUUCAGGAACAAUUGUCUUAUAUUUUCACGCGAAAAAAACGUGAAGAUGAAAAUAAAAAAUAAUUUUAUUGUUCGGAACUUUUUCGUUUUCCAUCCCACUAAAAACGAAGAGGAAUGCAAGAUUUGCCGGAACUCCUUCAAGGGAUCCUACACUACAAAUAUGAAGAGGCAUUUGCUGCAGCAUCAUGAGGCAGCCUAUCUUAGCGAAAUGGAAAAGAACAAAGUUAAUGAACCGGCCGAAAAGAAAAGGAAAUUUGAAAUAACUAUGUCACGACGCGAAAUGAAGGAGGUAUUGGAGAAGAUCGUCACUAAUGUUCCAGCAGAAACUUUGGAAUCGGCUCCAUUUAAGGCAUUGAGUGAGCAAAUCUUUGCCGGACUAGAGAUGAAACCAGAAGAUUUCCUUAAUGCACAGGAAUCAUAAAUACAAGAUACGAUAAAGAGUAAAAAUCUCCGUAUUCGAUAGAUACUGACUGGGGGCCUUUGUUUAAAAGUAUAUUUUAUAUU
Drosophila serrata is the source of this 553-nucleotide messenger RNA. RefSeq lists its product as uncharacterized. The record is from RefSeq and is a predicted model, not a curated record. NCBI's taxonomy places the organism in Eukaryota, Metazoa, Arthropoda, Insecta, Diptera, Drosophilidae.